Messenger RNA from Dictyostelium purpureum, 576 nucleotides. RefSeq lists its product as uncharacterized. Gene Ontology annotation, biological process: sexual reproduction. The transcript has a single exon. The record is from RefSeq and is a predicted model, not a curated record. NCBI's taxonomy places the organism in Eukaryota, Evosea, Eumycetozoa, Dictyosteliales, Dictyosteliaceae. The coding region runs from base 1 to 576 and encodes 191 amino acids.
AUGAACCCAUCAACACUUAAAUACACAAUCAAAAUAUCAAACUAUCCAUUCGAAAAUUCACUUAAUCACUUAGAACUAAUAAUGUCAGCAUCAAUGCAAUCAAACACAACCGACGAUAUUUGUUCUGCAAAAGAAUUUGGAGAAACUACAAAUGGUGAUAAUUCAAACUAUUUAAAGAUUCAAGUCGACAACUAUUCGUUAUAUGGUAGAUUUAUCAGAAGAGGUAUUAUCGAUUCAACAAUUAGAACAAUUUCGAAUAUUUUAUUAGAUAAAGAUAUGAAUCCAAUUACAUCAUCAAAAUCAUUACAAUCAUAUAUAGGUAUUCAAAUUCCAUACUAUAAAGAAUCAGCAAUUAUCGACCCUGAUUUUUCAAUUCUCAUCGAUUCAUACAAAGCAUCGUCAAUAUGUUCAAACAAAUCAAAAUUAAGUGGUGCUAAAUUAGCAGGUAUUAUAAUAGGUUGUGUUGCAUUUAUUGCUGUUAUUACCAUCUCUAUUAUAUAUUACAUUUUAAAGAAAAGAAAUGCUAAAAAGUUUGAAAAAAAUAUUGGUCAAAAAAUGAAACAAAUGUACAAUUAA